Molecule: messenger RNA, 2889 nt
Organism: Acipenser ruthenus (sterlet)
Lineage: Eukaryota; Metazoa; Chordata; Actinopteri; Acipenseriformes; Acipenseridae
Product: epidermal growth factor receptor kinase substrate 8-like
Exons: 20
Coding region: 300-2171 (623 amino acids)
Biological process (GO): positive regulation of ruffle assembly; regulation of Rho protein signal transduction; Rho protein signal transduction
Cellular component (GO): vesicle; plasma membrane; ruffle membrane
Molecular function (GO): actin binding
Source: RefSeq, a predicted model, not a curated record
CCGGCAAUGAAAGCAGGGCUGGGUGUUCACGUAUGAGUUCUAAUUGAGCACAAAACCCCUUUGAAUCAGGCGCGCCCUGCUUAUCCACACCUUGCUCGCUCACCAGUGUGCCGGGAGCAGGUGGACUUUACUCCGCUUUUAUGGCGUUUUGGGUCUUCCUGCGUGUUUUCAUUGUUGCUGGGAGAGUGAUCGAGUGAUGUGUUGAAAUGUACACACAAGGAAAGGAAGCGCCGAAUUAAUUCGUUACAGGGAGAAAGAACAGAACACUACAAUAAGAUCAUUGAAGCUCACCUUGAAGGAUGUAUCGAGACCAGUACCACUCAGACGACACUGGAGGAUACUCCCACUCCAAUGGGUACAGUCCAGAUGGUCCGGUAGCACAGAGGUCCGGCAGUAUCUCUCGACCCAGCGCCAAGACCAUAUACCAACAGAGGAAGGAGUAUGCAGAGUCCAUGUUGAAACAGCCAGACAAUUUUGAAUACAGAGUGGAGCACCUGUUCACCUGCGGGCUUGACCAGAAGGAGGUGCGGAGCGUGGACGACUGUAUCGCGAGGCUCAAGCUGCUGGACGACAAGGGCCGGGUGUGGGGUCAGGACAUGAUCCUGCAGGUCAAGGACGGCAGCCUGCAGCUGACCGACAUUGAGACCAAGGAGGAGCUGGAGUCCUUCUCUCUGGACAGUGUGCAGGAGUGCACAGCCGUGCUGCAGAGCUGCGUCUACAACUCCAUCCUGACGGUGACGGUGCGAGAGCGCAGCAGGAGGGGCUGCAGCGUCUUCCUGUUCCAGUGCGAGGAGGUCGGGGCUGAGCACAUUCAGAGCGACAUGGAGAAGCUGCUCCAGGAGAAGAGAGACGGCCGAGGAGACCAGGACAACAUCAGGAACGAUCUUGAGAGCAUGUUAGCCCAGCCAGCACCAGGGAGGUUCCAGGGAAAACCCCUGCCUCCCCCGCAGCAUGAGAACAGAUGGUCCGGUCCGGAUCAGUCCAUCCCUUCCUGGGACGGCCCGGAUUAUGAUGAGUUCCCUAACUUUGACCAACACCCCCCCAGGGACGAAGAGAGGAAGCGAGAGGAGCCUGAAAUCGACAUGGUCAAAUCCCAGAGGAAUACGGAGAUCCUCAAUCACGUGCUGAGUGAUGUGGAGCUCUUCACCCAGCAGCUGAACGAAGGCGUGGCGGCUCAGAGCACCGGCAAGAAGGACAAGAAGAGCAAGAAGAAAAGCAAGAACGAGAAAGGCGCUGCUGGGUUACCGUCACUCCAAGAGUUUGCCUCCUGUCUCCAGAAAAUGAAAUAUGGAUUCAAUCUGCUGGGUAAGCUGGACGGUCGAAUCCAAAACCCGAGUGCAAGCGAUCUGGUCCACGUGCUCUUCCCAGCACUCAGCUUUAUCAUGUCACACUGCCCCGAGCCCGACCUCCCCGCCUCCAUCCUCAGCCCCCUGCUGAUCCAGCCAGCCCUCGAGCUGCUGAAGAACAACGUCACUCCCGAUGAGCACCGCCUCUGGAAGUCCUUGGGGGAAGCUUGGAACCUGCCCAGAUCACUCUGGCCGGACACAGACUCGAUCCCGCCCUACGUUCCAGAGUUUUCCGAUGGGUGGGAACCCCCUGUUCCAGAACUGACACGGAACCUGGAACGGGAUCACAGAGAACGUCAGAGCCAGAGAAGCAGCAGGACCGUCCCUGAGCAGCAACCAAAUUCUGACCCGAGGAGCUUCCCACCUAUCCGCGCCAACGAGCAGCCUCACUUCAUGCGGGUGAUGUACGACUUCAUGGCCAGAAACAGCCAGGAGCUGAGCAUCAUGAAGGGGGAAAUACUGCUGGUGCUGGAUAAGAGCAGGAAGUGGUUUAGGGCGCGCAACAUCAGAGAAGAGGAAGGCUUUGUUCCCAACAACGUGCUGGAGCCUGUGGAGGAGGAGGAGGAGGAGCACAACGUCUACCAGGACCUGCCCCCGACUCUGAACAGGAAAUCCAGGCCUGAGGAAGUGAAAGCGUGGCUUCAGUACAAGGGCUUCUCCAAAAUUACGGUGCGUUGCCUGGGGGUGCUCAGCGGCUCCUUGCUCCUGGGGAUGACCCGCGACGAGAUCAAGACCGUCUGUCCAGAAGAGGGCGGUAGAGUGUUCUUCCAGCUGCAGGCAGUCAAGUCCUCCCUCGCGCUCGCCAGUGAAAACUACGGUCAUUAAAAGCAGAGCUGGCAGCCAGACCCCCACCCGAAGAAAACCAAGUGCUGAGUGACAGCCCCGCCCACACUGAAAGAAAUGGAACUCGGAACGCACAGAAUCAGAACACCCAGGAAUGGAACCAGGAACGCACAGAAUCAGAACACCCAGGAACUCCAAGGAAGACAAUAGAAGCAUGCCCAGUUCCAUUGCAAAAGAAAUCAAAAUCUACAGAGAAAAAAAAAAAAGUGCAACUCUCUCCUAGAAUUCUUUAAUUGUCUACAGUGUGAUUCAUAGUUAAAGUUAGCAAGAUUAAUACCCACUGGGUGAAGUGUAGUGCUUAGGAAUAUUUGAGAAGAUCAGUCUCAUACGGUCUAUAUUCAAGGCCUUCUUUAGUGGUUUUUACAUAUUUAAAAAAAAAAAACCCUUCUUUUUACUUGGUCUUGGACUUUAACCUUGGUAGUGUGAGAGAAGGCUGUCUAUUUAUCUUAGAAAAUGCUAUUUGCACAUAUUCACAAUGUUUAUCCACAUUAACAGCCUUGCAUGUGUUCUGUAAUUUCAAUGUAUACAGCAGCAUCAACAAAAUAAAUCUAGACUAUAAAUAUGUAGGAAGAUGAACAUUUUAGUAAGAAUCUAUUUCCUUUUGUUCAUGUAAAUAAGCAUGGCCUAAUGCCUGUUAAAUCUGUUGAACGUGCACAUCUGUAUAUUAAUAAAUUCAAUAAAAAGGAGGAAAGUCGUUUCA